CAGGGCGCGAGGCCGGGCGGGGGAGGAGCGCGGCCGCCACGGAGGAGGGAGGGGUGCGCGGGCCGGGGCGCCGCUCCCGGGGACCCUUGCAAGACGCCGCGGGGACCCUCCGAAGACGCCCCCAACAGUCCUGCAGCUGAGCGCUCCCAGGAUGCUGAACUCGGGCGCCCGGCCCGCGACAGGCGCCGGCGGGCUUUACAGGUGCGGAGGCCGAGACAGAGACCACAGCGGGCGCGCAGCCCGGGCAGAGUCCGCGCUACUCGCGCCUCCUUUCCGUGCCCCCUGGCCCUUCUGACUGACACGAGGGGGACCCGUUCCCGUCCCCUCGCCUUGAUCCCCCAGCCCCGGUCCCUGGCAAGGAAUCCCCUCGAGACAGCGCGAGGAGUAAGGCUGGGUCUUCAGCGCAGAUUCACCCCAGGGCGCGCGCCGGGUUCCAGCAGCUCCCGGCCACCUGGCUGGGGUCCCGGGCUGUCCCCAACCCUGCUGCUUUGGCGCGGCCGGGCCAGCAGCCUCCUGCGAUUUGCCCCGCUCCCCGAGUGCGGCAGGAUGAAAAUAAGGCCGGCCUCGGCCUUCGAAGAGUGGGGCUGCUCCAGGCUUUGGGGAAGGGACAGUGGUGAGGCGACCCCCAGGUCCUUUCGCAAGCCCGAGGAAGAACCAGGGGAGGGGCUGGAACCUGGCUCUGGCGCAGGGAUUGGCUCGGUCGUGUUUUCAGAGUUGAGUUGAGCUGGAGACUGUGGCUAUGCCACAGCACCUUGCUUCUCCCUCCCUUAGUUUUUCGAGUUAAUAGCAAAUACUUCCUUGAGCCCAUGAAGUGGCUUGCACCUGUAAUCCUGGCUAUGUGGGAAGCUGAGGCAGGAGAAUCUCUUCAGCUCACGGGUUUGAGAUCAACCUAGGCAACAUAGUGAGUAAACUCUUCCUCAAUAGCAGAUUCAUAAUCUGCUUCCUCCAGGUGGUAGGGGUUAGUAUGACACCCUCACUGUCCAGAUGGGGACCCCAGGAGGGAGCACAAGGAUUGGGUUGCCAAUUAAACCCCAGCUGAGGUUUCUGUGGGAUAUCUGCUGAAGGAAUGAAGGAAUGAAACCACUCGCCUCUAGUUUCUGUAAGACAAAGAAUUUCGGCGCCCUAGGGUCCUCCGCUCCCCUUUCCACCCCCUUAGCCAACGCCUGGGAUCCGAUUAUGAGAGUGGAGGAGAUGGAGGAGGAAGAGGAAGGAUUUACAUGCUAAGGAGGAUCAAGUCCUGUCGCCUGAGUCAGGGCCUGGCAGGCUCAUUUCAGGUAUUAGGGGCUAAGGCAGAAGGAGAGCAGCUCCCCCCAUGUCUCUUCUGUCCCCCUACAGGGCACACACUUCCCACCCAGCUGCAAGACCCUGUCCCCAUUCCGAGACUUUCCGUGUCACAUUUUAGAAGAAGAAAAAAUAGAUGAGCAAAGGAGUGAGCGAAACUGCUUUAAGCCCAUCACCAGAGAGCCACAGUAAAGCAGCCCCGCUCUGCAUCCUGUUUUGCAACUGUGUUUAGUUUGUGUUUUGCUGUCCAUCCUUCAACCUUUCCUUCGCAUUGUUUCAGACUUCGUGGCUGUACUUUCUGUAGCUUUCCCAGGGGAUUUCUUGGCAAUGGGGUGGGUGCAGAAACUGCUGUCCACAUUAACACUUCUGCCCGCUCUGCCCUCCGGGUCACAGGGGCUCUGGCUGCCCCCUCCGUGUUACUGGACAUUAACGAAGCUUGGCUGUGCCCCUCAGAACUGUGGUCUCUUCCUAGGUAGGGGGGCCCAACGCUCCAGCCUGACGCUCUCCCUAAACUUUGUCCCCUCCCUGGCCCCUUUCUCCCCACGGUCCUGACGGUGAGCCUUCUGUCAGAUCCACCCCAUGUUGAUGCUGAUCAUGUCCUGUGAAGUGGCAGCCGUCUGUCCAGCGAAGGACCUGGACUCCACCCCACACGCAGCUUUUUUUCUUGCCAUCUUGGUCUGCCUCUGUGGGUCUG
Molecule: messenger RNA, 1975 nt
Organism: Chinchilla lanigera (long-tailed chinchilla)
Lineage: Eukaryota; Metazoa; Chordata; Mammalia; Rodentia; Chinchillidae
Product: translation initiation factor IF-2-like
Source: RefSeq, a predicted model, not a curated record